This is a messenger RNA of Alosa sapidissima (American shad), 2009 nucleotides long. RefSeq names its product ras and EF-hand domain-containing protein-like. The record is from RefSeq and is a predicted model, not a curated record. Gene Ontology annotation, molecular function: GTP binding; GTPase activity. Lineage: Eukaryota; Metazoa; Chordata; Actinopteri; Clupeiformes; Clupeidae. The transcript is spliced from 15 exons. The coding region runs from base 166 to 1767 and encodes 533 amino acids.
AGGUGUGUCUGAAGUUGAAGCACCUGCGUCACUCUUUUCUGCGGUGGCCACACAUGCCGUAUAGUGUUCUUUUUAAAAAUAAUCGCAGUUUUCUGGAAGGGUGUUCUAUUUCAAGUAGUUCUCACAAUUUGUAUUUAUUUAUUUUACGUUAAUUGCACACAAAUCAUGAGCAACCCGAAUCGGCGACAUUUGUCCGCGAGUGGGAUGAACAAUGAAUCGGAGCUUUUAAAUAACACUGAUAUUUGCUCUUUGUUAAACCAACUAAACACUAAGGACAGGUUAUUGGCCGACAGCGACACAGCAGAUGAGAACGAUUCGGCGAAUGCUACCAACAUUUCAGAUGAAGUAAACGACGGGUUGACCUUCGUAAAAAGGCCUAUUAAGCCCAAACAUCGCGGUCUGAUUGACUGGAGAGAAUUUGAGGAUUCCCUGGAUUGUGACGAAGACUUCUUGGGAUGGCAGAGAGAGAGGAGAUCUGGUCAGAUGAGAGAUUUGGAGGAUUUACUACAACAACAGCUGCUCCUUAAAGCACAAGAGGAGAAACAGCAGCAGGAAACCUGUAUAGUUUAUAUGAAGACCAAGCAUAAAGGAGAGCUGUCAGAUUCACAUGCUGAAAUAACUGCCCUAAGACAGGAGAAUGAGCAGCUGAGGACUGCACUGCUGAAGGCGCAGACAGAGGUCACCCGCAUACAGACCCAGCUGGACAAACUCAAGCAGGAGCUCAUGGCCCAGGAGAGUGUUGAGAUGAAGGAGAAAACGCCUCCGUAUGCCCUGAUGGGACAGAUAAUGGGCAGGUCAUCACCCAUAGGAUUGAAAUCUCAUCUGGAGAGUGUCCCCAUUGGUCAUUGGUCAACCUGUAGAAUGUCAUCAAGAAGAUGUGACAAAAUCCCUGGAAGUUUCAUGCCCACCCAAAAACGGAUUUUGUUCUUAAAUAGUGGCCUGUCAGACAGUGAGUCUGUGCUGGAUCCUCUAAGCUGUGAUGAUCUGAAGGAGAGUGACCGAGAGUCAGCGCUGGAAUCGGGUCAGGACACAACAGGGCUGGAGACUUCUUUGGAGACUACUGAAUCUUCCAGUGGCAGUUCUGGUGGGCUGUACCAACAUAAACCGCGACCUGGUCUUCCACUCCAGCCAGGAGGUGUGCCAUCAUGUGAGGAUGAGAGGAGCGAACCCACGUACCGGUUGGUCCUGGCAGGAGAUUUGGGCUCUGGGAAGUCCAGCUUUCUCCUGCGCCUCAGUCAACAUCAGUUCAAAGAGAACAUGCGCUCCACCGUUGGAGUUGACUGCCAGAUAAAACGCAUGCUUGUGGAUGGCAAGAGGACGGCUUUGCAAAUAUGGGACACUGCAGGCCAGGAAAGGUUCCAGAGUAUUUCUAGAUCAUACUUCCGGAAGGCCGAUGGAAUUCUUCUACUAUAUGACAUCACCUCUGAAAAGAGCUUCCUUAAUAUCACCCAGUGGUUAGAGCAAAUUGAGGCCUGCACUACCAGCCCUGUGCCCAUGUGUCUGGUGGGGAAUAAGGCCGACCUACGAGGUAAAGUGACCAGCAAUCUGUGUGUGAGCUCUGCCUGUGGGGUGCGUCUGGCUACGACAUGCGGAGCCCUCUUCUUUGAGACCAGUGCCAAAGAUGGAACUAAUGUUGUGGAGGCUGUGCUGCACCUAGCAAGGGAGGUGAGGAAGACUGGGUGUGUGCUGACUGAGUCCACUGUGCAGCUGUCCAGCCUUGGUGGCAGAGGUCCUACUGCAGGCAACUGUUGCUGGGCCUUGGCCUGACCUUAUAUCUCUGGACUCACUUCAGCCCAUGUUAAUAUAUUUCUAAUCUAAGUAAAACAUUUAUUAGGUCAUUCAUUUAAUUAAGUUCCCUCAUGUCGAUGUGGAUUUUUGUUUUUUUGUUUGUUUUGUUGAAGCUAACACACUCCUAACACACCUGUAAAAUGUACAUACUGUGCAUUUUUAAUGUACAAAGCAUGUCUUAAUGUCUUUACUUAAUAAACUGCUAAUCUAAGUUGACUAAA